AUGUCGAUUGUCUUGAGAUUUGUUAAUAGAGAUGGCUUUAUACAGGAACGUCUCUUUGGAGUUGUUCAUGUUAAGGACACUAUUGCAUCAACAUUGAAAUCAUCUAUCUUUUCUAUCUUAUCUCGACAUAAUCUUGAUGUUCAAAAUAUUCGGGGACAAGGUUAUGAUGGUGCAAGUAACAUGCGUGGAGAAUGGAAUGGAUUAAAAGCUUUAAUCUUGGAUGAAUGUCCUUAUGCUUAUUAUGUUUAUUGUUUUGCACAUCGAUUACAAUUGGCAUUAGUAACUUCAUCAAAGGAAGUCAUCCUUGUCCAUCAAUUUUUCACCAAGUUGAACUCUAUUAUUAAUGUUGUUGGGGUAUCAUGUAAGCGCAAUGACCAGUUGAAAGUUGCACAUGCCUCAAAUAUUGCUCAUUUGCUUAGUAUUGAUAAGCGUGAAAGUGGGAGGGGCCUUAAUCAAAUUGGUUCUUUACAAAGGCCGGGUGGAACUACACAUGCUCACCGUGGAGAUGCCGAUGCAGCUUAUGAGGUACUCACUUCUUUUGAGUUUGUAUUCAUUAUGCAUCUCAUGAGAAAAUUUUUUGAGAUUUCUAAUAUGCUUUGCCAAGCUUUGCAACUUCAAUCUCAAGAAAUAUUGAAUGAAAUGCAUCUUGUGUCAUCUACUAAAUUGUUUAUUCAAAAUUUAAGAGAUAGUGGAUGGGAUGAAUUAGUUGCAAGUGUGAAGUCUUUUUGUGAAAUUGUCAACAUAACUGUGCUGGACUUUGAUGCUCAAUAUAUUGCAAGAAGAGGAAGGGCUAGGCAUCAACAAGAUGAAUUAACAAUUGGGCAUCAUUACAAAUUUGAUAUUUUUAAUGCCGUGGUCGAAUCUCAGUUGUAA
Messenger RNA from Ipomoea triloba (trilobed morning glory), 873 nucleotides. Its product is annotated as zinc finger MYM-type protein 1-like. NCBI's taxonomy places the organism in Eukaryota, Viridiplantae, Streptophyta, Magnoliopsida, Solanales, Convolvulaceae. The transcript is spliced from 2 exons. The record is from RefSeq and is a predicted model, not a curated record. The coding region runs from base 1 to 873 and encodes 290 amino acids.